Mus pahari (shrew mouse) is the source of this 1350-nucleotide messenger RNA. RefSeq names its product keratin, type II cuticular Hb1-like. The record is from RefSeq and is a predicted model, not a curated record. Gene Ontology annotation, molecular function: structural constituent of skin epidermis. The coding region runs from base 1 to 1350 and encodes 449 amino acids. Gene Ontology annotation, cellular component: keratin filament. The transcript is spliced from 9 exons. NCBI's taxonomy places the organism in Eukaryota, Metazoa, Chordata, Mammalia, Rodentia, Muridae. Gene Ontology annotation, biological process: keratinization; intermediate filament organization.
AUGACCUGUGGCUUUCGAACUGGAAACUUCAGCUGCGCCUCAGCCUGUGGCCCGCGGCCGGGCCGCUGCUGCAUCUCUGCAGCUCCCUACAGGGGCAUCUCCUGCUACCGCGGACUCUCAGGGGGCUUCGGCAGCCACAGCGUCUGUGGGGCCUUCCGCUCUGGCUCCUGUGGACGCAGCUUCGGGUACCGAUCUGGAGGCGUCUGCGGGCCCAGCCCGCCCUGCAUCACCACAGUUUCUGUCAAUGAGAGCCUGCUCACGCCCCUCAACCUGGAGAUCGACCCCAAUGCUCAGUGUGUGAAGCAUGAGGAGAAGGAGCAGAUCAAGUGCCUCAACAGCAGGUUCGCAGCCUUCAUCGACAAGGUGCGCUUCCUGGAGCAGCAGAACAAGCUGCUGGAGACCAAGUGGCAGUUCUACCAGAACCGCAAGUGCUGUGAGAGCAACAUGGAGCCUCUGUUCGAGGGCUACAUCGAGACCCUGAGGCGGGAGGCUGAGUGUGUGGAGGCCGACAGUGGCAGGCUGGCUGCCGAGCUCAACCAUGCGCAGGAGUCCAUGGAGGGCUACAAGAAGAGGUAUGAAGAAGAAGUUGCACUCCGGGCCACAGCAGAGAAUGAGUUUGUGGCUCUAAAGAAGGAUGUGGACUGUGCCUACCUGCGCAAGUCAGACCUGGAGGCCAACGCAGAGGCGCUGACCCAGGAGAUCGACUUCCUGAGGCGACUGUAUGAGGAGGAGACCCGCAUCCUCCACGCCCACAUCUCAGACACGUCCGUCAUCGUCAAGAUGGACAACAGCCGGGACCUGAACAUGGACUGCGUUGUGGCUGAGAUCAAGGCUCAGUAUGAUGACAUUGCCAGCCGCAGCCGCGCUGAGGCCGAGUCCUGGUACCGCACCAAGAGGCUGACUGCUGAGAACGAGAAUGCCAAGUGCCAGAACACCAAGCUGGAGGCUGCCGUGACUCAGUCUGAGCAGCAGGGAGAGGCUGCCCUCGCUGAUGCCCGCUGCAAGCUGGCUGAGCUGGAGGGUGCCCUGCAGAAGGCCAAGCAGGACAUGGCCUGCCUGCUCAAGGAGUACCAGGAGGUGAUGAACUCCAAGCUGGGGCUGGACGUUGAGAUCAUCACCUACAGGCGCCUGCUGGAGGGCGAGGAGCAGAGGCUAUGUGAAGGCGUGGGAGCUGUGAAUGUCUGUGUCAGCAGCUCCCGUGGUGGAGUUGUGUGCGGGGACCUCUGUGUGUCUGGCUCGAGGCCUGUGACAGGCAGUGUCUGCAGUGCCCCAUGCAGCGGGAAUGUGGCAGUAAGCACUGGCCUGUGUGCGCCCUGUGGAAGUGGCCCUUGUCACCCGGGGAGGUGUUAG